GUAAUUUCGGAGCCUUCCCCGAGAUGGUUACGGGUGAUUGUCGAGGAUGGUAAGUCGCCGGAGAAGGUGUCUUCCGAAUGAAAAAGAAAGGAGAGAGAAACCCAGAUCACCCAGACAAGGCAGCAAGAUGCUUGUCGUCAGAUCCCUACCCUGACAUACGGUGCAGCCGCCCUCUUCCCUGGCCAUACGCGAAUCGGACGCAGGGGCGGACAAGUGUCCACCAAUAUCAAGACCGCGCUCGACGAGAUCGAGACAGCAGCAUCGAAGGCUCUCCGAAAAACAAUGCCGGUCUGGCGCACAGUCCCCAAGCUUGACCCCUUCUGGUUGGCCGGCAUCGCCCCACCCGAAAUCAUCAGACGAGAAACGGCCCGGGCCGUGGCAGGGCUCCACACCCUCCCGGCCCACCACCCGCUAACCCAACGCUUGCGCACGCCCCCACUGCGCGGCUGGUUCCAUCUCUACUCCCUCACCGAGUCCCAAGCCCCCCGGGAUGAAAACACACCGGAGGAAACGUGGCUCGCCCCCGACUCGGCAGCACCACCCCGACGCUGGAAAAUGUGGACCCUCCCUUCCGAAGCGGACCCGGAGCUCCACUGGCUCACGCACCGACCGGCAUGCCUGGCUGAUCUACCCUGUGGUAUCGCGACAACCCAUACCUCCGCCUGCCCCGAAUACACCUCGCACGAUGGGUUGGCGAACGCACGAGCCACUGGGACUUCCACUCCUACCACGCCCGAUUCAACCACCCGGCCGAGACCCACAUCCGACGCGCCACAUGCCUUCGGCACCAGCCACGCCACCUUCCUCGCCCGGCUCAGAGCCCUGAAGGACGAAGGCCUCACCGGCGUCACCACCACCGCGGACGGCAGACUCCUCGGCACCCGAGCACCCCUGCCAGAACCCGACGACACCGACGACGAAGCAUUCCCGAUCAUCCCCCCUUCCCCCUCCUAA
This is a messenger RNA of Neurospora tetraspora, 954 nucleotides long. RefSeq lists its product as uncharacterized. Bases 283 to 954 code for a protein of 223 amino acids. The transcript is spliced from 2 exons. NCBI's taxonomy places the organism in Eukaryota, Fungi, Ascomycota, Sordariomycetes, Sordariales, Sordariaceae. The record is from RefSeq and is a predicted model, not a curated record.